AAAAGACGAGGAUUUGUUUGUUUGUGCAAAACGAGAGAGCGGAAUGUUGCCGCCGCAUUUGGAUUUGCUACGCAUAUUGCAACACCUCUGUACGCUCCACGAACGCGGAGCCGAAGACAACGGCAUAUAGUGUCAUAAAUAUUAAUAAGUUUCGUAAUUACGAGUCAUGUGGGAGCAAACGUGGAAUCGAGAAUGCAUCAGCGAUUCCGCUUGCGUUGAGAUAUAUCGAUACUUCUGUGCGCCUGUGACAGUCGAAUUCUGACGCGUUUAGCGUAAAGCCGCAUGUAAAAAGCAUGUUGGUCGGGGUUUGCUUGCUCGUCACCGCAAUCAGCGCGGCGGCCGGCGUGUACACGACAAUCAGCAGCAAGGCUAGCAAUGUUACGUUCAAGUAUAUGAAAGGUGUUCAGGGGGAGAGCGAUUUACAUCUCUGUGAAUCUCACGAGGUAUGCAAUGUGGUCCACGACCGGUUUUGGAUGUCCGGUUUGACGGAAAGACUGUGCCGUUGUCCCGACGGGAGGGAGUGUCCGUGGCAGUGGACGAAAAUUGUGGACGAUUCGUCCGCGAUACUCGACAACAAGUCGCUUCUCAAGUUUUGCACGCAACUAGUGGAGCUGGAGACAUGCGCGCACAGGCAGGAGGCGGUGAUAGUGCAUGGAGAAGGCGAUACGAGCAACAGCUACAUUAUACCAUAUAACGUAACGGUGAAUUGCGUGUGUCCGCAGACGCAUUACUGGAAGUUGCAAAAAUACACGUACGAGGAGCACGGUCUCGUUCAGGUGUUCAGGUGUGUCAAGAAGAGAAUGUGCGAGACACUGGAUUUCUGCGGCUUCAUACGAGCUGACCUGUAUUCGACGUAUUAUAGAUGCACAUGCCCUGAGAGGCACCUGUGCAUCUUCAAGGACAAGACAGAAGUAAACGUGCAAGAGCUGCUCUACUCUGGGCCCGCUUACAUGGCUUACUGCUACCGCUCGUGAAGGUACAGAGGCAUCACUGCGAGAUUCGACAUUCAACGAGUCCGAAGAGAAGUCUGCUUGGCUGCGCCACUUGUGUGUAAUUAUUGUGCAGAUUAACGCGACGUAACGCAGAGUAACAAAGCUCGGCAACGGAAUAUAUCCGCGAUGAACAAAUGAAUGUAUGUCCAUAAUGAUAACAACGAUAAACUACCUCGACAAACCCCAAUGAA
This is a messenger RNA of Harpegnathos saltator (Jerdon's jumping ant), 1183 nucleotides long. RefSeq lists its product as uncharacterized. Bases 294 to 974 code for a protein of 226 amino acids. The transcript has 4 exons. NCBI's taxonomy places the organism in Eukaryota, Metazoa, Arthropoda, Insecta, Hymenoptera, Formicidae. The record is from RefSeq and is a predicted model, not a curated record.